Molecule: messenger RNA, 4394 nt
Organism: Synchiropus splendidus (mandarinfish)
Lineage: Eukaryota; Metazoa; Chordata; Actinopteri; Syngnathiformes; Callionymidae
Gene: nrd1a
Product: nardilysin a (N-arginine dibasic convertase)
Exons: 31
Coding region: 570-3803 (1077 amino acids)
Biological process (GO): proteolysis
Molecular function (GO): metal ion binding; metalloendopeptidase activity
Source: RefSeq, a predicted model, not a curated record
CCGUGUGUCACAGAAGCCCUGGCCCUUUUCACGUUAGCAUCGAGGAGGAAUAAACAGUCACUCCACCGGCUUCCUCAGCUACUAUUACGAGUUUUGGUUCGUGUAUCUUGUUCGGCAUUACAUAUUUAACCGGUGGCUGUUUUAGGUCAUCGUGAAAUGAAGAGUAGGUUGCCUUGUUUCUGGAGUUAGCUUGCGUCGUUGCUGCGCAUUGCAUAUUGUGAAAGUCGUUUUACUUACUAUUUACUGUAGUUACUGACUUCGAGAGUACUUUGAAUAUAGACUUGCUUCCGCUUAUGUUGUGGCUCUGCCUUCUCUGUGCUGACAGCAUACUGAAUCGCAACAACUGGGGGGGAAUAGUUUGAAUAGCUGUAUUGGAAGAAACGCCGGCUGCUCCGUGACAUUUCGGAUUCGAACCAACUGGCCUCUUGGUUCGUCUCCUCCUGUGACCCUCGCACAUCGUCGCUGUGGCUGGACUGACCCGGCGUCUGGUACAGAGCGUGAAAACAGUCGUUUCUGUCAGAGCAACUUUGUCAACACUCAGUGGCACACAGUCACCUUCCGCAACGAGGAUGCCUCAGACCAACAAGUCGAAAAACAGCAAAGCCUCGCAAUGUUUUGGAUCAGUAAAAGUGGGGGACCCAGUGACCCAGGAGGAGACGUCGGCCACUGGAGGACAAGGGGGCGAAGAUGACAACCAGGGAGACAGUGACAUCAUCAAGUCCCCCAGUGACCCCAAACAGUACAGAUACGUUGUCCUGGACAACGGGCUGCGAGCCCUGCUCAUCUCAGACUACAGUGGCUCCGCCAUGGAAUCUGAUGAGGAGGAAGAGGAGGAGGAGGAAGAAGAGGAAGAGGGGGAUGAGGAGGAAUCUGGAGAAGAAACAGAUGAAGAGGAGGAAGACGAUGAUGGUGACAUUGAGGAUGAAGAUGAGGAUGGAAGGAAGAAGAAGGGAAAUGCAGAGAAGCAGUCUGCAGCAGCUCUUUGCAUUGGCGUUGGCAGUUUCAGCGACCCCAGUGACCUUCCUGGCCUUGCCCACUUCCUAGAACACAUGGUGUUCAUGGGCAGCGAGAAGUACCCAUCAGAGAAUGGCUUUGAUGCUUUCCUGAAGAAGCACGGAGGGAGCGACAACGCCUCCACAGACUGCGAGAGGACCAUCUUCCAGUUUGACGUCCAGAGGAAGAGCUUCAAAGACGCUCUUGACAGGUGGGCCCAGUUCUUCAUUUGCCCCCUGAUGAUCCGGGAUGCCAUUGAUCGGGAGGUGGAGGCGGUUGACAGCGAGUACCAGCUGGCUAAGCCUUCAGACUCUCACAGAAAGGAGAUGCUGUUUGGCAGUCUUGCCAAACCGGGCCAUCCCAUGGGCAAGUUUUACUGGGGCAAUGCCGAGACACUGAAGCUGGAGCCAAAAAAGAAGAGCAUCAGCGUCUAUAAGCGUCUGCGUGCUUUCUGGAAGAAGCACUAUUCUGCCCACUACAUGACAUUGGCUGUCCAGUCAAAAGAGAAACUGGACACGUUGGAGGAGUGGGUGAGGGAGAUCUUCAGCAAGGUGCCAAACAACGGUCUACAGAAACCAGAUUUCUCCCACAUGUUGGAACCCUUUGACACACCGGCCUUCAACAAGCUCUACAGAGUGGUUCCGGUUGGGAAGGUUCACGCUUUGAAUAUCACAUGGGCUCUUCCUCCACAGGAGAAGCACUACAGAGUGAAGCCACUCCACUACCUCUCGUGUCUGAUUGGCCACGAAGGAGCAGGAAGCAUCCUCUCGCUGCUCAGGAAGAAGUGCUGGGCACUGGCUUUGUUCGGAGGCAACAGUGAAACCAACUUUGACCAAAACAGCACCUACUCCAUCUUCUCUAUUUCCAUCACCCUAACUGAUGAAGGCUUCCAGAACUUCUAUGAGGUGACUCACCUGGUGUUCCAAUAUGUGAAGAUGAUGCAGACACUUGGACCACAGCAAAGAAUAUAUGAGGAGAUUCAGAAGAUUGAAGCAAAUGAGUUUCACUAUCAGGAGCAGAAUGACCCCAUUGAGUAUGUGGAGGACAUUUGUGAGAACAUGCAGAUCUUCCCAAAAGAAGACUUCCUCACCGGAGAUCAGCUGAUGUUUGAGUACCGACCAGAAGUGAUCAGUGCUGCUACGUCCCUCCUCACCCCCAAGAGAGCAAACCUGAUGCUUCUGUCGCCUGAACAUGAGGGCAAGUGUCCUCUGAGGGAGAAGUGGUUUGGAACGCAGUACAGCGUGGAAGACAUUCAGCAGGAGUGGAUGGAUCGCUGGACUGGAAACCUCGAGCUGAACCCUGACCUCCACCUCCCAGCAGAGAACAGAUUCAUCGCCACUGACUUCACCCUGAAGGCCUCUGAUGGCACUGACACAGACUAUCCUGUCCGGAUCAUGGACAGCGAGAGAGGCUGUCUGUGGUACAGGAAGGACAACAAGUUCAAAACACCAAAAGCCCACAUCAGGUUCCACAUCAUCUCUCCUGUGAUCCAGCUUUCUGCCAAGAACGUGGUUCUGUUUGACCUGCUGGUGAACAUCCUGGGCCACAACUUGGCAGAGCCGGCGUAUGAGGCAGAACUGGCCCAGCUGGAGUACAAGCUGGUGGCUGGGGAGCACGGCCUGGUCAUCAAAGUCAAAGGGUUCAACCACAAACUACCUCUGCUCUUCCACCUCAUCAUCGAUCACCUGGCCGACUUCUCCGCCUCUGCUGACGUCUUCAGCAUGUUCGCCGAGCAGCUGAAGAAAACCUACUUCAACAUCCUCAUUAAACCCGAGAAGCUCAGCAAGGACGUGCGUUUGCUGAUCCUGGAGCACUCGCGCUGGUCCAUGGUGGAGAAGUACCAGGCUCUGUCGGCGGGCCUGACUCGUGAUGACCUGAUGGAGUUCAGCCGCUGCUUCAGGGCAGAGCUGUACGCCGAGGGACUGGUGCAGGGAAACUUUACCAGCUCUGAGUCAGCCGCUCUUCUGCAGUAUGUCAUGGACAAGUUGCUCUUCUCGGUGCUGCCAGAGAAGGUGCCAGUCAUGUUCAGGGUGGUGGAGCUCCCGCUGCAGCACCACAUCUGUAAAGUCAAGUCACUCAAUAAAGGCGAUGCCAACUCCGAGGUCACGGUGUAUUACCAGUCUGGCCCCAAGUCCUUGAGGGAGCACGCACUAGUAGAACUGUUGGUGAUGCACAUGGAGGAGCCCUGCUUUGACUUCCUCCGGACCAAAGAGACUCUGGGGUACCAUGUCUACCCCACCUGUCGAAACACCUCAGGUAUCCUGGGCUUCUCUGUCACCGUGGAAACUCAGGCCACCAAGUUUAAUACCGAGGUGGUGGAGUUGAAGAUCGAGGAGUUCUUGCUGUCGUUCGGGAAGAUGUUGAGUAAGCUGUCUGACGAGGCGUUCAACACUCAGGUGACAGCUUUAGUGAAGCUGAAGGAGUGUGAGGAUACGCACCUCGGAGAGGAAGUGGACCGGAACUGGGCCGAGGUGUUGACACAACAGUAUGUGUUCGACAGGCUCAGCAGAGAGAUUGAUGCUCUGAAGGGGAUGACCCGGUCCGACCUGGUCACAUGGUACGAGGAGCAUCGGGGACAGAGCUGCAGGAAACUCAGCGUGCAUGUGGUGGGCUUCGGUCGUGAAGAGAAUGACGAGGACACUGCCUCAGACAAAGGCGAGCUGGAGGAGCUGAGUGGCUCCUCGUACGGAGAGGUUUCCAAACUCACCUUCCUGCCAGCCUCCUCCAAGCUGCCGGACGCCGCCUCCAUCACGGACAUCGCCGCCUUCAUCAAAGACCUGCCGCUCUUCCCGUACCACAAGAUACUAUAAAGAGACGGCGGCAUCGACGUCGCCCCCCACUGAGCUACAUUCGGGUGCUUUAUUAACACUGCUGCCACUUCAAGGACAGAGGUAAAGGAAGGUUGAAGCUGCUGGGAAUGAUAAUGGUUUCCUUUUAGCCUCAUAAUUACUGUCUCCAACACCGUCAAGUUACAUGAAGACAUCAAAGGCCGUGUCCACAUUCUGUUUCUUUUUCGCUCAAAACCUUUGCUCUCUGUUCAACUGGCAUCACCUGGACACGUGGCUGAGAAGCCUGGAGCUGCAGUCAGGACCUCUGUUGGCAUCUUGGUGACUCCAGGUUUGACUCAGUUCUCCGCUAUUAUCUUGACAGUGUUUUAAAAUUUUUAAGAUGAAAUCAUGCGACUGUCGACGCACAUCUCUCCUCUCAUGUUUUCUCUGCUGAGCUGCUGCUGACACAAGAACGUUCAAUGCCAUCCGAGAGUGGCAUCCGUGACGCGCGACGUGUGAGUCACCGUGCUGGACUCAAAGCUGCUUCUGUGUGAAUCAACUAGAGAAUAAACGAUUACGACCAAAAACAGGCGUUUGCAUCAUCGUCCAGGCUGGAAUCCAGCCAGCAGUCCC